ACUCGAUCUUCCGCGCCAUUCAGCCAACUUGACUUCCCUCUCUUCGCUGUGCGCUGAGGGAGGCCUAACGUUCAAAUGACACCGGGUACCAGAGGUCUACCCCAGCGACACGGGACACUUGUCUUCCGAGCGCCGCGAUAGCGCUGGGGCGGGCUUCGUGAGACGAGGGGUUUUUCGCUCUGCGCGUGCUGUAAGAUUGCGAGGGAAACCUUUUCAUAAGACUGUCGGCGGGGAACUUCCGCGAUCUAAUUAACGGAUCCUUAGAUAAGUGAAACAAAAUACGCGAACGCGUUGAUCAAGAUGUACGGGAUGCUGCUGGAAAGUGUGCAAUACUUUGUGCAGGUCGGUAAAGUGCGAGCGAAUAGGGAUGGCAUUGUGUAUUCGAGCUAACUUGGGACACGCGUCUCACAUCUUGCUUACACAAUGUACACACGGGAAAUUGUUUUUUUCGAAUCGAGAUUUUGUUUCUCCUUCUUUUACUUCAUGUUAGAAUUCGGCGAUAAGAUAUGGUGUCAUAUUCUGGAGAAAGCUGAUUGCAAACACAUGGUUUUUAAUACCAGACAGACAUAUUCGGACGAGCUGAUGACCAAUUUAGCCGCAGCUCUCGCUGCGUACACUGGCGAUUCCAUGGAUAACAUUAUGCAAUUUUUCGGCAGGUGUUUCGUUAGAUUUUUCAGUAAUCUGGGAUACGAUUGCACCGUGAAAGCGACUGGUCGUUAUUUUUGCGACUUUCUGCAAAGCGUUGACAACAUUCACAUGCAAAUGAGAUUCACAUAUCCAAAGAUGAAGAGUCCCUCCAUGUAUACAACACAUGUGGAUCCACAGGGAGUCGUAUUAGUUUAUAGAAGUACUCGGCAAGGUUUCACACAUUAUCUUAUGGGACAAUUAUUUCAAAUAGCAAAAGACCUGUAUGAUACAGAAUUGAAUAUUAGAGUGCUAGAAACUUCCAACAACAUUCCGGGAUCUCGGAACGUGAUGGUUAAGUUCCGUAUCGAUUUCGACAAUUGUCAAUACAUCGCGAAGAACAACAGAAUGAAAACUCCGCUAGGUCGUGAAUUGCCACCCAUUUCCUGCACAUUUUUCCUACGCCUUUUCCCAUUUGGCGUAGUAAUGAAUAAAGAAAUGCGAAUUUUGGGAGCGGGUGAUAAGUUGCUUCAAGCCUGGGGUGGCACGACGUCCAUUUUAAGCAAGCAUGUCACGGAAGUCUUCAAAUUGAGAAGACCUAAAGGAAUUUCGUUUACGUGGGGUAAUGUAAUGUAUUUACAUUCAGUGAUAUUCGAAUUAGAACUCAUUAGAGCGAACGAUCAUCACACGGUGGUAAAUUCAGGCGAUACACCAAGCACGAGCAGCAGUUUAGACAGGCGUGGCAGUCAAGGUGCACGGAGCAUCUUGCUAAAGGGUCAAAUGAGAUACAUCGAAGAUAUCAAGGCGAUUAUAUUUCUCUGUAGCCCUUUAAUAAACAGUUUGGACGAGCUUCUUAACAUGGGUCUGUACUUGAACGAUCUAAAUCCUCAUGGUAUGAGCAAGGAACUAGUAUUGGCAGGAUGGCAACAUUGUGGAAGAUUGGAGAUGAUGUUCGAGAGGGCUGAACAAAGGUCGACGGAACUGGAAGACAGUUACGCGCUGCUGGACCGUUGGAAAAAUAAAAGCGACGAGCUUUUGUAUUCUAUGAUCCCGCAAACGGUGGCGGAUCGAUUGCGAGCUGGAGCUAGUCCGUUGAGCACUUGCGAGUCGUUUGAGUCAAUCACGGUUCUCUUCUGCGAAUUAUGCGACUUCGAUUACUCGACCAUCGAAGGGGCAAUGGACAUCGUCUCGUCCAUGAACGCGGUUUUCUCCUGCUUCGACACGCUGAUGGAUCAGUUCAACGUAUACAAAGUGGAGACUGUGGGUCGCGUGUACAUGGCAGCUAGCGGGGCGCCGGACAGAAACGAAAAUCACGCACAGAACAUCGCCGAUGUUUCCCUGCAGCUUAUCGAGCACGUCCGAUCCCUCAAAUUACCCUCUGGACUCGACAUACGGAUCCGUAUAGGAAUCCAUUCCGGACCAGCAGUCGCCGGCGUGGUCGGCAUCAAAGUGCCGAGGUACUGUUUCUUCGGGGAUACCGUUAAUACAGCUUCCAGAAUGCAGACCACUAGUUUGACGGGGAAGGUCCACAUUUCUUCCAGCACCAAAGCUUUGUUACCUGAGGGUCGUUAUCGUACGGAAUCGCGUGGCGUUGUGUGGGUCAAGGGAAAAGGAGACAUGGAAACGUACUGGUUACAAUCCGCGAUAAACGACGGCGCGAAAGAAGAGAUUGGCUUGUCGGAUGACGAAGACGCAGUAGUCGAAGGUCUUCUAGUCACUAAUAUAUAAGACUUACACAUAAGACUUUAACAUUAAAACGAAUACAAAGAUGUUUUAUCGAAAAAUACAGUUAUCGAAAUUCGAUUCGUAUAAAUACUCAUACAUUCAGUCCUUGACCGCGUAGUAGAUAGAUAGUAAAUAGAGUUUUAUAUUUCAGUAGAGAAAAAAGAAUUGUUGUUGAAACCAAAAAGUUUAUUUGUACAUAUCAAUAACAAGAAAUGCAUUUUACAUUAUCAUCUAUUCACCGUGUAAUACGAGCGGUGUUACGAGUAGUAGACGAAAUGUACGUGAGUUUUCACCGAAAUUCCACGUCGUCCGAUUGAAAUGAAUAGAGAAAGUCUCGCGACUUUCCUCCUUUGUGAGUAUUCUAUAUCGCAGGCUUCGACCGAACAGCGGGGAGCAAAGUGCGUGCCUUAAGUUUAAAGUAUCAUUGUCUGCGUGCAACACUUAUGUGUACGAAUAUACUUAUAAAUUACACUUACGUGUAUGAAAUGUGUACGAUAAAAGCAUAAAGCGCGUAUUGUGUUACAUACACGAUCGUAUAAAACAUUGUAACGACGACUAAAGUAAUACGUCUUAUAAAUAAAUAUCUCACAAUACACUCUUCGACCGAGCGAUGCGGCACGGUCUCCGUCAUUGUCGAUUAAACGUGUGUAAGUUAAUUCGAUAUAUUAUUAUCACACGUGUAAUUAAAAUAAAAUAAAUACGUCAGUCUGCAUAUCAACA
Odontomachus brunneus is the source of this 3069-nucleotide messenger RNA. Its product is annotated as soluble guanylate cyclase 89Da-like. Gene Ontology annotation, cellular component: guanylate cyclase complex, soluble. Gene Ontology annotation, biological process: response to oxygen levels; nitric oxide-cGMP-mediated signaling; cGMP biosynthetic process. Lineage: Eukaryota; Metazoa; Arthropoda; Insecta; Hymenoptera; Formicidae. Bases 424 to 2352 code for a protein of 642 amino acids. The transcript is spliced from 13 exons. Gene Ontology annotation, molecular function: heme binding; guanylate cyclase activity; oxygen sensor activity. The record is from RefSeq and is a predicted model, not a curated record.